AUGCAUGGUGUUAGUGAUUACUCCUUUAUAGAGGAAAAUGAUAAAAAUGUGGACGAAGAUUAUUUUGAUGAGGAUAUAGAUGAGAUUGAUGAUGGAGAGGACAGUGACCAAGUUAGUUUGGAUUCAGAGGAUCCUGAUGAACUAAGGGAGGAAGAGAUUAAGAAGCCAAAAGAUGAUGACAUAUUUUGA
Messenger RNA from Ilex paraguariensis (yerba mate), 189 nucleotides. NCBI's taxonomy places the organism in Eukaryota, Viridiplantae, Streptophyta, Magnoliopsida, Aquifoliales, Aquifoliaceae. The record is from the annotation of a GenBank genome assembly.